Molecule: messenger RNA, 381 nt
Organism: Haemonchus placei
Lineage: Eukaryota; Metazoa; Nematoda; Chromadorea; Rhabditida; Trichostrongylidae
Source: the annotation of a GenBank genome assembly
GUUCCUGUAACGUUUUGUACGUUAACUGUAAAUAGAGAUACGUUGGUGCAAGAUGCGCUCGCAGAUGCGUUGCAAAAUUUUGGCCUCGAUCCUAGCACCUGGAACAGGUAUAACCUCAUUGAAGUAUCACUGGAUCGUGGAGUAGCCGAGCGAACAUGUAAUUUUCAAGAGAACAUGUUGCAACUUGUUCGAAAUCUCCGCAAGGAUUCCUUACGUCGUUAUCACGUUGUACGGUUUUAUGUACAAGAAAAGGAAGAUCCGCAUGAUCAUGCGGUAUUCGUUGGGAAUCUUCCUGUAUCGCUAGCGCAACGGCAGUAUGAACGUAUACUUCUCAAACUAUUAGGAGCCAAAGGUAUACUUUACAGUUACGUUACAAUUUAA